This is a messenger RNA of Epinephelus fuscoguttatus (brown-marbled grouper), 1086 nucleotides long. RefSeq lists its product as uncharacterized. The record is from RefSeq and is a predicted model, not a curated record. The transcript has a single exon. NCBI's taxonomy places the organism in Eukaryota, Metazoa, Chordata, Actinopteri, Perciformes, Serranidae. The coding region runs from base 19 to 570 and encodes 183 amino acids.
UCAGCAAUUUCCAAGGCGAUGACCUCUGACACCCCAGCUCUCACUGAAGUGGUGACAUCAUAUCCUGAUACUGCUCAUACUGAACCAGCCACAGCCGAGCCCAGCAUCACCGGCCGAACACAAAGCCUUCCGGAAACCAACAGCAUCCCAACACUGGACAUUCGACACCCGCUGCCCAUAGACUCUCCUCCACCUCUAACACCUCCUCUUCCUCCCCCACCUCCUCCUGCUGCACUCAGCCCCGACCUCCCACCUCUGUCACCUUCAGUCCUGCCUCCACCUCUGCCAGCCAAACCUUUUUCUACCUCCAGUCCUUCUCCCUCGACACCACCUCCUGCUGAGAGCCCGCAGCGUCCCACCACCCUCAACCUAAAGACGCUGCCACGGCCUACCAUUAGGGAGAAUGGCGGCCCCCCACCGGGGUUGAACGAGGAAGAGGAGGAGAAGAAGAUGCUGGAGGAGGAUCUGAAGAAAUGUAUUGAGGACUUCAAAAAGAUCCGCUUGCCCAGAGAGUUUCCGGAUCGUAAGCGGCACUGGCAAAAUGACUUGCUCAAGAAGUACAAUGCGUAGAGCACUUCGCUGUGCUUAACGACUUAACAAGGAUUUUAUAACAAUGUUGUGGACAGUGGACUCCAGCUUUAUAUUCACAUUCCUCUGAGUCAGCAAGUUGACUUAAACCUCUAAUGUAGUAGCUUUUGCAUGUCAACAGAACUAAAUUGUUUGAUUAUGUAUAGCGCUUAGCUCGUCUAGCAAUCACACGAUUAAAACACUGAGAUGAAUCUUUUCCCAUCAUAGAAAACAACAUCCCUCUAGAGAUUGUUAGUGACACUUCUUCGUUCCACAUAUCUCUGUGGAGAAAUUAAAAGAAUAUUGAAAUCAUUUUAUUUUGACUCAGUCAAAGGAUAAUAUGUAAUGUUGUUAAUUGGAGCUUCCUGCCCUGCUCUCUGUACUGUAUCCACUGAUCAAGCAACUGGAAAAUGUAUGCUAAGUGUGACAUUCUGGGCAUUUUGACCUUGCUGAUGCAAAAUAAAAGAAAGAAGUGAAAUCUCUGGUGCUAAUCAUCUAAAAUAUCUCACCUCAUCAAUA